CGUGUAAUCGGUCUUUGUUUACUUUUUGCAUUUAAUUUGAAUGCAUUUUUAUAUCUACAUACAUGCAUGCUGGUCACCCCAUUGCCGGGAACGACACCGGCAUUUGCGUUGAUUUUGGCCAACUUCCGAAAUGUCGAUCAGCAAAUAUCAGCAGCGUCAGUAUUAACGCCAGCCAAUACCGAUGCUGACGGCAUAGGCAACAACGACAACGAGACAACGAAAGCGAUAGCGGCAACAACAGUCAGCAGCAGCCAACGUUUAGCUCCAGCUCCGGCUCAAGUGAUCAGCAAUCAGUCGGCGACGGGCAGUUAGUUGACGACUGUUGAACUCGAUACAUCUGUGAUGGUCACGCGAACGGUACGAACGGCAAACAAGUUGUAGUGAUCAGGAGUGAUUAAUACAUUAACUGAACAAAGCUACCCGACGAAGAGGUGGUCAAACGAGCGAUCGACAGCGAACCAACCAAACUAUCCAAACAACAAACUAACCCACAAAACAAGGUGCACAUCAUCAAAAGCCAACCAACAACGUGUCUUGUGAUCGAGCGACGUUGUUGAGCAUUCCACGAACAAAACGUGCAACUGAGUUUUGUUGUACAAAGCUGCGCGCACUUUUUGGUUGCGUAGAAGCUGAUAAUAAGACUUGGCACACCACCGAAAAGAGUGGUGCGGUAACUUACGCGACUAUACGUAAUACGCGUGCGACGCAAAGCAUCGACCAAUAAUUUGGUGUACACAACGACGACGACGCCGACGACGACGACGAAAACAACGGUGGUAGCUGUGACCAACCUACCAGCAGCGCGUCACGAACCGCGAACAACGAACAAUAACCGCCAGUAAUAAUAGUAACAUCAGUGAUAGCGGACGCAUCAACAAUAGCAAGUAACAACAACAACAACGCAUCCCUCCAACCGCCGGUGCGUGCUCACUAGCACUCCACAAUACGCAAGCGAGCAAGAGUAACCGAACGCCGCAAGUUUCAAUCGACGGUGCGUAGAGCAUUGCAAUAGUAAAAUGUGUCGCUGCUGUCAGAGUUGCUGGGAGGACUUCAAGUGGAACUGCUUUGAGGAGAGAUUCUGCUACGAUGAGUCAAUAGCCAACUACAAUCCUGACGAGGAUAUGGACUAUGUGACCAUGCAGAAGAAUGGCAGUGCACUGAGUCAUAUCCAGGUUUCGGAUAACAACAAUUUGAUGGUGCCCAUCAUUAAUCAACCAGUGCGACGGAGUAAUUCCGGCCUUAUAAGUAAUGCGAAGAUACACGAAGAAGACUAUCGUCGUGAAACACAAACCAACGUGCCAAUGUUGGGACCCGAAAUAUUGGCUGUUUUUGCAAACUCACAAAUAUUCCAAGAUCAUCAACCGACCAAAUUGGUACGAAUCAGCACGAAGACCUAUCUGGCGGGCGUACAUUCACCCAAUAAAGAGAUGCCGACAACGCCGCGUGAAUCCGAGCAAGAUCGGCUAAUACGGCGAUUGGAAGGAAAUAACAACAAUGUUGAUGCUGCUAUUGGUGAUUUCGAAAAGAAGACGCCCGAAAGUGUUGCACCCAAAAGUGCUGCACCCGCAAGUGUUACACCCGAAAGCAUUGCGCCCAACAGCGCUGUCACCACACCAGCUGAUGCGGCAGAUGGCACCACAGAAAAACGCAUCACUUUCACCUUAACCACCGAUUCGUCGCCCGAGGGUAGCCAAACAUUGACACCGAAGAAAUUCGACGCGAUUGCUGAAGAAGGUAUGGAUCGUGUUCAACCGUCAAAGCCCGACUCGAACGAGGUGAUACUCCGUCCACCGCGCUUCAUCGAUCGCCAAACACACUUGAUGACCACCAGUUCGGGUUUAACAUCGCCGCGCAAGCUCAAACGCAGCGCAACCAGUGUGCCACAUUUCAAUGUGCGCAGCGCGGCCAGUGAGACCGACAUCUUUUCGAUUACCGGUUCCGGUUCUCGCAUUAGCAUGACACCCGAAGUACCAUCCAUAUCGUUUAGCAAUCUGCCGAAGAACUACGAAGAUACACCUACUAUAGAAAAGUAUCGGGUCUCGCAAAGUCUCUACUCCAUACAGACGGCCAAUGCGGCGCGCGUCAAUCAGUAUGACUACUCGAUGCCGCGUUAUUUCCGUCGCUCAGCGGCAGCAAUGCAGACGCAGAGCAAUGAAAUGCUAUCGUCCGCACCAUCAUCGUCAUCUACAAAUUCUAUGUCAAUGUCCACUGAAGGCAUGCACAAGGGCGAGAAGGGUAAAAGUAAGCGACUGCAAAUGUUGCGUGGCAAUUUGCCGCCAUUGCUGAUACACUCAGUGUCGUUCCGCAAGAAUAAGGAGGAGGGUAAGCAGCUGGACUAGAAAGAGUGGGAAAUGGUGGAGAAGAACUUAACGAGCGCGGAUGGAAGGGGGGAUAGUGUGCGAUGGCAUGCUGUUGUAUGUACUUAAGUGAGCGCUAAGGAGAGAGUGUAAAAAAUUAGAGUAUUAGACAGUGGAGCUGCCUGAACUUGAACCUAAAAAAAUAAAGUAAAUAAAAAUAUUAAGGUUAGGUGGUUUUUUCGAAAGUGGGCGCUAAAUUUUUUAUAAUAAAUAAAGUUCGAUUAUAUUCGAUUGUAAAUAUCUGAGCAUUUAUUUGUAGUUUAUUUUGUAUAUUUUCUUAAAUUUGCUAAGAAAAUGGGUUGCUCAUUCCCGCGCCAAUCCUACAGAAUUAUCUUUUUGAUAUUCCCACGAACUAUUAAAUUUUGUAACAUAAAUAAGUACUUAAAAGAAACGUGAGUUCCGAAGUAAUCAAGGGAAAUUUAGCUGCGUAUAAAAUAUUUAUUGUAGUUAUAAUUCAACUGUGGAUAUUCAAAAUAAAUUAUUACGUACAAUCUUGAACUGAAUUGUUUUCAAAAUGAUAUUCGAUUCACCUGCUUCAUCAUUUAUCUCGAAUGCGAGUCACAUUUUCGUGAAUUGUUGCAUACCUUUAGGCAUCACUUCUCAGUACGAAACUAAAUUGACAGCCCCUGCUGCUAGUUGCCUCAAUUGUGUAAUAAAUCAGUUAUAAUUAUAUUUCAGGUAAAUAAAUUAAUUAAUAAAGCGAUAAAAUAAAUAAAUAAAUAAAAUGAAGGACCUGAAUAACAAAUUUUUCGUUCCAAGCCGCUUAAUAAGUUGCACAAAGCUCUCUGAUAUACUAUAUAUAAUAUUUUAUUAUCUCAUGCAAGUGUGACUGGCAAUCGAGGUUUAUGAUAGGACGGUGUGACAUAAUUGUUUUCCAAUAAGCAAAAUCUCAUUUAGAGCGCACUGAAAAUAAUGAAAAAUAAAUUCGAAAAAAAGCAGAAAUUCAUAUAAAAUUUGGUACCAACAAAAUGUAAGCUUUUUUAAAAACUA
This is a messenger RNA of Anastrepha ludens (Mexican fruit fly), 3347 nucleotides long. RefSeq lists its product as uncharacterized. The record is from RefSeq and is a predicted model, not a curated record. The transcript has 6 exons. Lineage: Eukaryota; Metazoa; Arthropoda; Insecta; Diptera; Tephritidae. The coding region runs from base 1017 to 2339 and encodes 440 amino acids.